AUGUGUUCAACAUUCUGUUCAUGGAAUACAUAUUUUUCAUAUAACCCCGCUUCUUUUACUGAGACAUGUAAUUACGCCUCAUUAUCAUCAGCAGAUCUGUAUUAUGAGACAUUAUGUGCUCCAACUACAUUGUUAUGCAAAAUAAGAUCGCCAUUUCUAAAAUAUGCAAUUGGAAUGAUAGUUACACAUAAGCAUAAAAUGCAAGAUAAUACACAACAAGAUAUUACUGGUGUCAUUAUUGGGUGGCAAAACCAAUGCCAUGAUGACUUUUUUCUAUAUAAGCACGCAUACUGUACUCCGAUUGAUAUUAGAGAUGAAUAUAUACGGGAAUAUAGCAUCUUCGACUGGAAAUUUCAACCAUAUUAUGUUUUGUUAGCUGAGAAUAGCCUGUGUUAUGUGCCACAAUAUGCUAUAACAUCGACAUGCGAAAAAUGGCUAAACAAUUUAGAGACUGGAAGAUAUUUCUGUAAAUUUGAAGGUACUCAUUAUGUGCCAAACAAAAUGCUAGAAGAACAUUAUCCAGACGAUGCCGCAGUCGUUUGCCAAAUAUUGAGUAAUCGUAAAAUUUAAUAUUUUAAGUGGUGGAAAAGUGUGCCAAACGAAAAGAUGAGAAAACGUUAUCCAGAUGAUUAUGCCAUAAUCGUUUGCGAAAUAUUAAGUAAACAAAAAUCACAAACGGAAAAAGGAAAGAACAUUUUUUUAAAAUAGCGCACAUAAGAUCUAUGUAUGUAGAGAUUUGUUUUCUGA
Molecule: messenger RNA, 747 nt
Organism: Nylanderia fulva
Lineage: Eukaryota; Metazoa; Arthropoda; Insecta; Hymenoptera; Formicidae
Molecular function (GO): protein binding; DNA binding
Source: RefSeq, a predicted model, not a curated record